AUGGAUCAUACAGAACUGAAUCUCAUUGACGAAAAUAAACCAAAUAUUAUUCGAAAGAAAUCAUCAUUUUUACGAGAUGGUUCAUAUCGAAUAUUUCAUAUUACAAAAAAAUCAAAAGAUAAUAAUGAUAAUCAAAAUAAUAUCGAUCUGAUUAUUGAUAAUAAAAUUCAAAAGAAAUCUUUAAAAAUAUCUAAUCGAAAUGGUUUGAAACAAUUUUUUUUAUUUCAUAAAACAUCUUGUGAUUCAUCAUCAACUGAAAUUAAAACAUCUCUAGCAUCACGUCAUACAACAAAUGAAUUAUCUCCACCUGUUAUCUAUUCUAAUACAACAUCAGAAAAUUUAUUAAGAAAAACUAAAUCAGAUAAUACAAUUGAUACAUCGGAAACAAAUCAUAUUGAUGAAAUAAAUGUAUAUAAGAAUUUACAUGAUCGUACAGAUAAAUUUGAACAAUCACCAAGUAGAAAACAAAUUUUACAUAAUAUGCACCCAGAAUUACAAGCAAGUUUUCAUCGACGACGAAAACGUUUUAUUGUUGCUUGUGGUACUGUUACUAUAGCAUUAAGUGUUAUCAUUACAAUUAUUGUCUAUGUUGUUGUUAUGACUGUUAGAUAUAUUACAGAAAUUAAUCAAUCACAAUUUUAUCGUUAUCCACGUAUAUGA
Molecule: messenger RNA, 660 nt
Organism: Adineta steineri
Lineage: Eukaryota; Metazoa; Rotifera; Eurotatoria; Adinetida; Adinetidae
Source: the annotation of a GenBank genome assembly